AUGUCGGACAACUGGCUUCAAAACUAUGAAAGCUGUAAAAAUUAUGCCCAAGAAAUUCAUCAAAAAAUAAAUGAAUUUAAAAAAUUACCUAAUGGUAGUUCACAACGAGCUAAAGUUUCAUCAACAAUUCGUACAAUGACAACAGAAUUUAAUAAAGAUGUUGAUAAACUAUCCAAUGAUUUAACAACUCAAUCUCGCAAUGGCAAUAUAACAACAGGAGAAGCAAAUCGUCGACGAACAUUAGUUGAUAAAAUAAAACAAUCGAAAGAAGAAAUUGAUACAGCUAUGAAAGAAAAUUUUACUCCACAUUCAUCACGUGAUCGAGCUGAUCCACGUUUUGCAGCUGCUGUAGAAAAUGAACAUACUCAAGGUUUAACCAAUGAAGAAUUUGCUGGACUUCGUUCAAAUUUACGAAAAAAUAAUGAUGAAGCAAUUGAAGCUUUACAUGCAAUAGUCAAACGUCAAAAAGAAAUCGGUGUUGCUAUGAAUACUGAAGUUGAUCGACAUAAUGAAAUAAUUGAUACAAUAACAGAUCGAACAGGAUUAUUAGAUUCGAAUGUUAAACGUCAAACAAUGUUAGUAAAAACAAUUCAAAAAAAAUCUUCAGCAUUAUGGUUAUGGGUUAUAAUUAUUCUUCUUUUUGUGUCUAUUAUUGUUAUAGUCGCUAUUCCAUUUAAAAAAUAA
Messenger RNA from Adineta steineri, 684 nucleotides. The record is from the annotation of a GenBank genome assembly. NCBI's taxonomy places the organism in Eukaryota, Metazoa, Rotifera, Eurotatoria, Adinetida, Adinetidae.